Ipomoea triloba (trilobed morning glory) is the source of this 1491-nucleotide messenger RNA. RefSeq names its product protein CIA1. Gene Ontology annotation, biological process: iron-sulfur cluster assembly. Gene Ontology annotation, molecular function: protein binding. NCBI's taxonomy places the organism in Eukaryota, Viridiplantae, Streptophyta, Magnoliopsida, Solanales, Convolvulaceae. The record is from RefSeq and is a predicted model, not a curated record. The transcript is spliced from 10 exons. Bases 177 to 1253 code for a protein of 358 amino acids. Gene Ontology annotation, cellular component: cytosolic [4Fe-4S] assembly targeting complex.
UCGCGGAGUAUUGUGCGGGUACAAGUAUUUUCUUCGCGGGUGUGCCGUGCACGGGUCUCUCAAGGUCUUACCAGUUAAAACUCUGAUCUCGGCGGCGCGUGCACUGUGCCGAAGAACUCGUAACACAAAGCCGGUGCUCCGACACUUCACAGCAGCUCUGCUCCGCGAUCUUCGUGAUGAAUUUCUUGGACAAAACUUUCGAGCUGAAGGAGAUUCAGAGGCUCGAAGGCCACAGCGACCGGGUCUGGAGUGUCGCUUGGAAACCGGCCACCGGAACUGACGGCGUACCCGCAGUACUCGCCUCUUGUAGCGGCGAUAAGACCGUUCGUAUUUGGGAACAGAGCUCCCCAUCCGGUUCUUUCCAUUGCAAGGCAGUUUUAGAGGAGACUCACACACGAACUGUUAGGUCUUGUGGAUGGUCACCAUCUGGCAAAUUGCUGGCAACUGCAAGUUUUGAUGCCACUACUGCUAUAUGGGAACACAUUGGAGGUGAUUUUGAAUGUGUCUCCACCUUAGAGGGUCAUGAAAAUGAAGUCAAAAGUAUCUCAUGGAAUGCAUCGGGCACGCUGCUUGCAACUUGUGGACGAGACAAAUCAGUUUGGAUAUGGGAAGUAUUGCCUGGUAAUGAAUUUGAAUGUGUUUCUGUGCUGCAAGGUCAUACACAAGAUGUUAAAAUGGUGCAAUGGCAUCCUUCUGUGGAUAUCUUGUUUUCAUGCAGUUAUGAUAACACCAUCAAGGUUUGGGCAGAGGAAGGUGAUAGUGAUGAUUGGCAUUGCAUUCAAACUUUAGCUGAAUCUAGCAGUGGUCAUACAUCAACAGUUUGGGCUCUCUCUUUUAAUUUCAGUGGAGAUAAAAUGGUUACCUGUAGUGAUGAUCUUACCCUAAAGAUAUGGAGUGCUGACAUAGCAAGGUUGCAGUCUGGUGAUGUAAAAGCACCUUGGAGGCAUAUUAGCACUCUCUCUGGGUACCAUGAUAGAACAGUUUUUUCAGUACAUUGGUCAAGAGAAGGAAUAAUUGCCAGUGGAGCAGCUGAUGAUGCUAUACGCUUAUUUGUUGAGAAUGAAGACAAAUCGGUUGAUGGACCUACAUACAGCUUACUUUUGAAGAAGGAAAAGGCUCAUGAAAUGGAUGUAAAUGCUGUGCAGUGGAACACUGCAACAGAUAAGAGGCUACUUGCUUCAGCUAGUGAUGAUGGGACAAUCAAGAUAUGGGAAUUGGCUCCUCAAUCCGGAGGCGAAGAACUAUCAUUGUAGUCUUAUAAUAGAGAUGUUUGUGCGCUAACUUGCACUAUUUUUAAUAUAUUAUAUCUAUAAUGCAAUUUUCCUGCCCCCUUUGUGAGAAAUUUGUAUUUUGUUUUGGGUUUGCUUUGAAAUCUGUAUCUUCAAAUUUAUACCUGUGUAAUUUAGAAAUUCACAUAUUUCACAUAAUAUGAUUUUGGCAGGAAACAGAGUAAACAUAUGUGAAUAAAUUUUAUAGAGAUUUCUUUCUUUA